Messenger RNA from Arabis nemorensis, 2688 nucleotides. Lineage: Eukaryota; Viridiplantae; Streptophyta; Magnoliopsida; Brassicales; Brassicaceae. The record is from the annotation of a GenBank genome assembly.
AUGGAGAUUCCAGGAAGCUCAAGUAAGAAGAUAGGUAGGGAUCGGUUUCACGGGAAUGGCGAUUUUAGUAAUAACAUGAAUGAAGAGACAGGGGAGGAGUUUUCAGAUGAGUUCUUGAAAGAUUAUAGUGGUCAAAGGAAAGCACAAGUAGCUAGUAGAAAUGUUGAUAACAGUCGUCAUAACAGAUUAGUUUACGAGGAUCUUAAUCGAAUCCUCGGGAUUCAAAGAGUUGAUUCCGGUGUUUCAGAUGUUGGUCCAGAUUCAUCUAGGAUGUAUCAAACAGCUUCAAAUGUUCCUUUGCCUGAAAAACUAAAGCUUCUUUGCAGUUUUGGUGGUAGGAUUUUACCGCGGCCUGGUGAUGGGAAGCUUAGAUACACUGGAGGAGAGACACGGAUUAUAUCGACAUAUAAACAUGUCGGUUUGAAUGAGUUGAUGCACAAGACUUACGCUAUAUGCAACCAUCCUCAUACAAUCAAGUACCAAUUACCAGGAGAAGAUCUUGAUUCACUAAUAUCUGUUUGUUCAGAUGAAGAUCUUCUUCAUAUGAUUGAAGAGUAUCAAGAAGCUGAAGAUAAAGCUUUAUCCAAGAGGAUAAGAGUAUUUCUUGUGUCUUUAUCUGAGUCAGAGAACAAGAACAUGAACCAAAACACGCGGAACACGGAUAAUGAUCAUUAUCAUUAUGUUUCAGCUCUUAACGGCUUUGUGGAUGUGAGUCCUCAAACGAGCUCUAGUGGGAAAAGUCCAAAAACAACACAGUUUGGGAAUGUUUCAGGUUAUAGCCCUACGUUUCAUCAUCGAGACUCGCCUACUUAUUUACAUUAUAUGCCUAGGAUUCAGAUACCGAAGAACUCAUAUGGCCAGCAAUCUCCUCCAUCAUCUCCAUUUUCAGCUCCUAAGAGAGCCAAUACCGACAUUCCUUACUUUGUUAGUCCAAAUGGGUACUAUGAUAAUAAUAACAACUUCCCUUUCAUGGUUGCUCCAAACUCUCCGCAGCAAAAUCCUUUCUUGUUCGAUACUAAGCAAAUGCAGAAACAUCCUGAAAGAAGCUUUCACAGGAGUCCAAGUGGGGAUGUUUUCCCUACACCACAAACCGGUCAAGCUUAUAUCGGUUCUACAAAGCUGAUGUUAAGGAAAAAUGCUCUCUCUGAUCCACAGUUGCAUGAUGAGAGUCAAAGCAACAAGUUAGAAUCAGUUACUAAACAUCCGGGACAAAUGGCGAGAGAGAAAUCGCCUUCUUUUGCUAUGUCAUUUACUUCAGAGAAAUGGGAAGAAGGUGAAUUCACUUUCAAGAAUCCGGAGUUCGGUAAUAAAGAGCUUCAGCUUAUCACAGAGGUUCACAACUGGAUGAACAAUGAGGAUCCAAGUUCGUUCGAUUUGGCUUCAAAACAACUUGGAAUUAGUGAAACUAGUAGCUCAUUCAGUCCAAAUUACCAAAGAGUUAUCCGGAUAGCUUCUAUCGGUUCGCAAGACUCGGGAAGCUCUGUGUUCUCUUUAUCAGCUACUACCAAAGAUAGUUUACACUUUUGUGAAUUACCUCCUAGGAAAGUGGGAAGUAGAGAUGGUGUCUUCGCACAUACGGAGGAUGAUCUUCGCAAAAAUAACCCGCUUGGUUCACCAGUCGUAGUUGAGGAUGUGACGAAUGCAAACAUUUCAGAUGUACCUUUAACAGCUACGCUUGUUCCUCAUGUACAUAGUGAAGAAGAGAAUACAAGUGAUGGUGAUAAAUCCGAAAUGGAGGAAAAGUAUGGAAAAGGCAAAAAAACUGAUGAAUCAAUAGGUGAAACUGAAGAUGGAAUCUAUAACUUACAGAUUAUCAAGAAUACAGAUCUGGAGGACUUACACGAGCUUGGAUCUGGAACAUUUGGAACUGUUUAUUUUGGGAAAUGGAGAGGAACUGAUGUUGCUAUCAAGAGGAUAAAGAACAGCUGUUUCUCUGGUAGAUCAUCCGAACAAGAACGACAGACGAAAGAUUUCUGGAGAGAAGCUCGAAUCUUGGCGAAUCUUCACCAUCCAAAUGUGGUGGCCUUUUACGGUGUUGUACCAAAUGGACCUGGUGAAACUAUGGCGACAGUGACUGAGUUUAUGGUAAACGGAUCUUUGAGACAUGCCUUGCAGAGGAAAGAUAGGUCGCUUGAUAGGCGGAAAAAGCUGAUGAUAACUCUAGAUGCUGCAUUUGGCAUGGAGUAUCUCCAUAUGAAGAAUAUUGUUCAUUUCGAUCUAAAAUGCGAUAACUUGCUUGUUAACUUGAGAGAUCCACAAAGACCAAUAUGCAAGGUUGGUGAUUUUGGAUUGUCAAGAAUAAAACGUAACACGCUUGUCUCUGGUGGAGUUAGAGGAACCCUUCCAUGGAUGGCACCAGAGCUAUUAAAUGGUAGCAGCAACCGCGUCUCUGAGAAGGUAGAUGUUUUCUCAUUUGGUGUCGCGAUGUGGGAGAUUUUAACAGGCGAAGAACCUUACGCAGAUAUGCAUUGCGGCGCCAUAAUUGGUGGGAUUGUGAGCAAUACGUUGAGACCUUCGGUACCGGAAAAAUGUGAUGAUAUGUGGAGAAAUUUGAUGGAGCAAUGCUGGUCAUUUGAUCCGGCGAUACGACCGUCGUUCACGGAGAUUGUUGAUCGUCUCCGGUUAAUGUCAGCUGCCUUGCAACCUAAGCCAAUGAAGAAGAAUCAACAAUGUAAAGAUGUAAGAUAA